CGGGAACAAGAAACUUUAGAAUUGGCAACGAUUUACGAGACCUAAUGACAUUGAUCCGGUAAAACUUUAAGGUAUACCGUGAUUGGACAACAUCCCACCGCCGCCGCCGACACUACUGUAUACUGUCAACCCCGUCCAUUCGACCGCGGAGUCACAACUGUCCCGACCUUCGUCCUCAGCUCCUCCACCGAAAGUGUCGUAAGCCAACGUCGCCUUCGCCAUGGGACGGCACCUCCGACCCCUCCGGGUACACCAGCUUGCCUCGCAGAUGCUCGAAACUGGCCGAUUACAGCAAGAACCUCCGUGGUACCGUGUUGUUGGAGCGAUUCCACCCACGACUACCCUCGUCCGAACCCCACCGGUUCAGCUCCAGGACAAGAAGAUCCGAAAGUCUGCCCGCAAGCCGUCUCGGAUGUUCCAGCCCCACCGCAUUGUUUACCCCGAGGACGAAUUGCGUAGCCGAUUCUUCCAGGACCACCCGUGGGAACUGGCCAGGCCCAGAAUCUUGGUGGAGAACGACGGAAAGGACUUUAUGAGAUACGACUGGAGCAAGAUGAGACAGCCUGGGAAGAUGCUGGACGGAGAGAGUGUCGUUCAGCGCCAGAUGUGGUUGAUGGAGAACCAGGGCCGGACCAAGGUCGAAGCCUACGAUAUCGCGCGAAAAGAAUUCUACGAUCUCCGAAUGCGGGAGGAUAUCGAGCGUCGUGUUACAGCUGAGGAGGCCUUGUCCGUCGGUGCCAAGUUCGGCAAGUCAUAUAUGGAUAUUGGUAUCGAACUGGAGCAGAGAGCGCUGGAGCAGUGGAAGGAGAAGGCUAUUGCGCUGUUGCAGUUGAAGCGUGGUCGCCAAGCUGCGUUCAGCGGAACCACGGAGGAAGACCCAGCCACUGCGGCGACCCCAGAGGUCACUCCUGGCGCAGCAGAGGGUGUUGCAGUGCCUGCAGCGGCGGCGGCGGUUUGAGCAAGCAGAGCAGGCGAGUGAUGGGCGGACCAAGUAUUUUAGCAGAAGUUCGUUUCGUCACGAGGGGCAUCAGGUAUUUUUUGUUAUUUGUUAGUAAGUACGUGUACAACAGCUAUCCUAGGGCAUACGCGGCAACUGGCUUCCACC
Molecule: messenger RNA, 1105 nt
Organism: Tricharina praecox
Lineage: Eukaryota; Fungi; Ascomycota; Pezizomycetes; Pezizales; Pyronemataceae
Product: mitochondrial ribosomal protein S25
Exons: 3
Coding region: 221-958 (245 amino acids)
Cellular component (GO): mitochondrial small ribosomal subunit
Molecular function (GO): structural constituent of ribosome
Source: RefSeq, a predicted model, not a curated record